AUGCACAGAGCUCCUAAACACGACCAACAAGGUGGUAGAAGUACUUGGAAUCAAGUUAAAAAUAUAAAUAAAAUUAUUAUUCUAAUAUACAAACGGGAAGUUAUCGAAGAGAGGCGGGAAGAUAUACAACAGAGGUGGGAAGAUAUACAACAGAGGUGGAAAGAUAUACAACAGAGGCGGGAAGAUAUACAACAGAGGUGGAAAGAUAUACAACAGAGGCGGGAAGAUAUACAACAGAGGUGGGAAGAUAUACAACAGAGGCGGGAAGAUAUACAACAGAGGCGGGAAGAUAUACAACAGAGGUGGGAAGAUAUACAGCAGAGGCGGGAAGAUAUACAACAGAGGCGGGAAGAUAUACAACAGAGGCGGGAAGAUAUACAACAGAGGUGGGAAGAUAUACAAGAGAGGCUGGAAGAUAUACAGCAGAGGCGGGAAGAUAUACAGCAGAGGCGGGAAGAUAUACAACAGAGGUGGGAAGAUAUACAACAGAGGUGGGAAGAUAUACAACAGAGGUGGGAAGAUAUACAGCAGAGGCGGGAAGAUAUACAAGAGAGGCGGGAAGAUAUACAGCAGAGGCGGGAAGAUAUACAGCAGAGGCGGGAAGAUAUACAACAGAGGCGGGAAGAUAUACAACAGAGGUGGGAAGAUAUACAACAGAGGUGGGAAGAUAUACAAGAGAGGCUGGAAGAUAUACAGCAGAGGCGGGAAGAUAUACAACAGAGGUGGGAAGAUAUACAACAGAGGCGGGAAGAUAUACAACAGAGGUGGGAAGAUAUACAACAGAGGUGGGAAGAUAUACAAGAGAGGCUGGAAGAUAUACAGCAGAGGCGGGAAGAUAUACAGCAGAGGCGGGAAGAUAUACAACAGAGGCGGGAAGAUAUACAACAGAGGCGGGAAGAUAUACAACAGAGGCGGGAAGAUAUACAACAGAGGUGGGAAGAUAUACAACAGAGGUGGGAAGAUAUACAACAGAGGCGGGAAGAUAUACAACAGAGGCAGGAAGAUAUACAACAGAGGUGGGAAGAUAUACAACAGAGGUGGGAAGAUAUACAACAGAGGCGGGAAGAUAUGCAACAGAGGCGGGAAGAUAUACAACAGAGGUGGGAAGAUAUACAACAGAGGUGGGAAGAUAUACAACAGAGGUGGGAAGAUAUACAGCAGAGGCGGAAAGAUAUGCAACAGAGGCGGGAAGAUAUACAAGAGAGGCGGGAAGAUAUACAAGAGAGGCGGGAAGAUAUACAACAGAGGCGGGAAGAUAUACAACAGAGGCAGGAAGAUAUACAAGAGAGGCGGGAAGAUAUACAACAGAGGUGGGAAGAUAUACAACAGAGGCGGGAAGAUAUACAACAGAGGCGGGAAGAUAUACAACAGAGGCGGGAAGAUAUACAACAGAGGCGGGAAGAUAUACAACAGAGGUGGGAAGAUAUACAACAGAGGCGGGAAGAUAUACAACAGAGGCGGGAAGAUAUACAACAGAGGUGGGAAGAUAUACAAGAGAGGUGGGAAGAUAUACAACAGAGGUGCAAAUAUUUCACGCUGAAAUGUUCGGUGAUGAAGUCUACCCUAUAA
Molecule: messenger RNA, 1569 nt
Organism: Procambarus clarkii (red swamp crayfish)
Lineage: Eukaryota; Metazoa; Arthropoda; Malacostraca; Decapoda; Cambaridae
Source: RefSeq, a predicted model, not a curated record